AUGAUCGAGUGCCGAGAUGGUUCGAAAUGGUUCGCCAGAGACCGCCUCAACGACGAUUUCUGUGACUGCACGGAUGGCACCGAUGAGCCGGGAACUUCCGCGUGUCCCACAGGCAGAUUCUACUGCAGAAAUAUGGGAAGUACACCAAGAUACUUGUUUUCUUCUCGGGUGAAUGAUAAAAUUUGUGAUUGCUGUGAUGGGAGUGAUGAAUAUGAUGGAACCGUAAUAUGUCCAAACACUUGUAUCAGUGGUGGAAAUAUUAUAUAUCAGAGAAAAAUUUACGACUCGAUACCAAAGAAACCGGAUUCUCUUAAUUCAAGAAAAAAUAAGCACGGGAUAGAGACGAUGGAUGCAACACAUAAACCAAGUGGUAGUUUGAAGUUUUUGGUCUUCCUCCAGCUGGCACUCGUUAUUGUUCUCGUGGCUUUCUUAAUCUUUCCCCGCCGCAAGAAUAGACGAAGAAACUAA
This is a messenger RNA of Striga hermonthica, 468 nucleotides long. The record is from the annotation of a GenBank genome assembly. NCBI's taxonomy places the organism in Eukaryota, Viridiplantae, Streptophyta, Magnoliopsida, Lamiales, Orobanchaceae.